AUGGAUCCCGCGCCGGCGACCCCUCGCUGGAACCUGGAGCGCCCCUACCUCACCGGACGCUUCCACCAGGAGGCGAAGGUGUACGCGGCGUCGCAGGCGCCCGGAUCCAAGCCUUUCUCUCUCGACUCCUUCAGCCGCGGUGCUGGCGGCGGCGCUGGGAGUGUCCUCGGAUCGUACGCUGUUUCUGUGCAGGAGCUUUUAGUUAUUGAUGAUUUGCUAUCAGCUCUGGUGGGUAUUGAGGGAAGAUACAUUUCGAUUAAGAGAGUACGCGGAAAGGAGGGAUAUGUUGUCUUCCAGAUUGAUUCUUCAAUGGACCUUGCACUCCAGGAGUUGACUCGCCGAAUUUUCCCCUUAUGUGAAGAUUUUGUGCUAGCAAGCCAGUUUGUGGAGUCCAGGUCUCAUUUCAAAAAUGGUUUGGUCAACCAUGCUCUAGCGGCUGCUCUAAGGGCAUUCCUCCUGGAUUAUCAGGCAAUGGUUGCUCAACUGGAGCAUCAAUUCCGUCUUGGAAGGCUCUCUGUUCAAGGAUUAUGGUUCUUUUGUCAGCGGAUGAUGAGUUCAUUGAAUGCACUGGCUGUUCUAAUAGAGAAGGCAAUGUCCAAUAAUACCAGUGGUUCGGCGACACUUAAUCUACUUCAUAGUCAGGCAAAGGCGAUGGCUGGCGAUAGUGCUGUUCGGUCAUUACUGGAGAAGAUGACCGAUUGUGCAAGUGCAGCAUACCUCAGGAUGUUGGAAAGAUGGGUGUAUGAGGGUGUCAUAGAUGACCCUUAUGGUGAAUUCUUCAUUGCUGAAAACAAAUCUCUGCAGAAGGAGAGUCUGACUCAAGAUUAUGAUGCCAAAUAUUGGCAGCAACGGUACAGCCUAAAAGAUGGCAUCCCUAGUUUUCUCAAUAAUGUUGCUGCCACCAUUCUGACAACAGGAAAGUAUCUUAAUGUUAUGAGAGAAUGUGGGCACAAUGUUCAGGUUUCCCUGUCAGAAAACUCUAAGCUGACGAGCUUUGGUUCAAACCACCAAUAUCUUGAGUGCAUCAAAUCUGCUUAUGAUUUUGCAAGUGGUGAGCUCUUGACUCUAAUGAAGGAUAAGUAUGAUCUCAUUGGGAAACUGCGAUCAUUGAAGCGCUAUCUACUUCUUGACCAAGGUGAUUUUUUGGUUCAUUUUAUGGAUAUUGCCCGAGAGGAGCUUACAAAGAAACCAGAAGAUAUAUCCGUUGAAAAACUUCAGUCUCUUGUUGACAUCGCGUUGCGAAGUACAGCAGCUGCUUCCGAUCCAAGUCAUGAAGAUUUGACUUGUUGCGUUGAAAGAAGUUCCCUGCUUAAAAAGCUGACAACCCUGAAAGACUUGGACUGUGCUUACUCUUCAGACAAGCUUGCUGCAGCUGAUGUUGAUCAGCCCAUGACAUUAAACAUAACUGGCUUGGAAACGUUCUGCCUUGGCUACAAGGGGUUCCGGUCUGUCAAGAUUCUAGGAACACCAAUUCUACGGUCAUCGAUUCUUUGUCGCAGCAUGCUCAAGUUUGUAAACAGCCUUCUACAUUAUCUAACUUUUGAGGUCAUCCAGAUACACGAUUUCUUCCUCCAGAAGUGUCUAAAGGAAUGCUUGCUGUUGUUGCCUGAGCUCCUCAUGAAAGUUGAGAAGCUGAAAGCAUUAUGUCUCCAAUACGCGACUUCCAUCCAGCUCUUGAUACCGUCCAUCGAGGUCGCUGCUCCUGAGAGCAAAUCGAAAUCUGGGUCGUCGAGAGCAAGAGCCAAGAGAUCACAGGACAGAGACGAGCAACUGAAACUAGCAUCCGAGAACGUCGUGAUGUCGCAGUCAAUCCUGAAAUUCGAGUCGGAGUUCAACGCGGAGCUCCAGAGCCUCGCUCCUACGCUGAGCAAGAGCUCACAGGCCGAACCGUACCUGACCCAUCUCGCGCAGUGCAUUCUCGGCGUCGGAAUCGACCAGCUCUGUGCCUCAGGGACUGGCUCGUGUUGUUUGAGACGAGUCGCCGAUGUAGUAAGCCUGCAGCUUCAAGAGCCUGGCUACGACUCAGAGGGGCUCGUGAACUUCUCAAUUUCAGCUUGCGGCACAAAUGACCCUGAGCGUACCAAGGAGAUGGAGAAGCAGUUUGUUGAUCUCCUCAACGAGGAACUCAAGUUGCAGCAGGUUGUAGCUGAGGAGCACAUCCAUCACAUGAAUGCCACACUUGUCGAAGCAAAAAGACAGGCUACCCUGUACCAGCGAGAGGCGGAGAAGUGUAACGCGGCCACAGAGACUUGUGAGGAAGCCAGGGAGAAGUCUGAGGGGGCAAUCUCAAAGGAGAGGAAACUGACAGCACUGUGGGAACGCCGAGCUCGCGAAUCGGGUUGGCAGGAUUCUCGAGCCGCGACCGCCGCACGAUAG
Triticum turgidum subsp. durum (durum wheat) is the source of this 2376-nucleotide messenger RNA. The record is from the annotation of a GenBank genome assembly. NCBI's taxonomy places the organism in Eukaryota, Viridiplantae, Streptophyta, Magnoliopsida, Poales, Poaceae.